AUGCGUUUCUCUACUAUCUUAACUACUGUCCUCGCCGCUGGCACUGCAGUUGCCACCCACUCCCAUCCCGCCAAGCGCAAUAUUGAGGUCGACCUAUCCGGCGUCUCCAUCUUGGACAUUGUCAGCGCUCUGGUCGACAAGCUUCCCAUCGAUGGCGCUGUUAACGAUAUCACCGGUGGCCUUCUGGAUCUUACCCAGGUUGACGUUCAAGCUGUUCUCAACUGCGUCACUGAUGAGCUGCCCCUAUCUGCCAGCGUGAAUCUCUUCCCUAUGCCAACCACCAGCGCUGGAAAGACCUUCACCAUUACUCGCACCCACACCGUCUACGUUGCCCCUACCGAGACACCCAGUGUUCAGAAGCGCGAUAUCAUCGACCUGUCCAACAUUCCUAUCCUCAGCCUUAUCUCUGCCCUUGUUGAUAAGCUCCCAAUCGAUGCCAGCAUCAGUGUCCUCCCCGGUGGUCUCUCGGACCUUACCGACCUCACUGACAUCAGUUUGUUGAGCAUCGUCACCUGCAUUCUGAAGAACCUUGGCAUCAACCUCUGA
Molecule: messenger RNA, 546 nt
Organism: Penicillium pulvis
Lineage: Eukaryota; Fungi; Ascomycota; Eurotiomycetes; Eurotiales; Aspergillaceae
Exons: 1
Coding region: 1-546 (181 amino acids)
Source: RefSeq, a predicted model, not a curated record